Messenger RNA from Opisthorchis viverrini, 1523 nucleotides. RefSeq lists its product as hypothetical. Gene Ontology annotation, biological process: snRNA transcription by RNA polymerase II; snRNA transcription by RNA polymerase III. The transcript is spliced from 3 exons. The coding region runs from base 152 to 1402 and encodes 416 amino acids. NCBI's taxonomy places the organism in Eukaryota, Metazoa, Platyhelminthes, Trematoda, Opisthorchiida, Opisthorchiidae. Gene Ontology annotation, molecular function: sequence-specific DNA binding. Gene Ontology annotation, cellular component: snRNA-activating protein complex. The record is from RefSeq and is a predicted model, not a curated record.
UGCUGAUUGCCCAGCCGAAAGCUCGACGCUCUCGCUUGAUGCCUCUUGUGAAGCUCUCUGCUAAUCUUUUUGGAAGAAACUCACAUGUCACUCAGGGGCAACUUGUACGGUUUGUGGGUUGUACUUGUGAAAUUCUGAGAACAUUCUACUCAUGAAAGAAAUAAAGCCAUUCGUUUUCCGGACGUCCUUCAACCCAAUCCACGGCAUCGACGAAGAUUUGAGCGCAUUCAUUCAGAAAUUUGAACAUGUUGGUGGGAUAAGGUUUACACAGUUUUCUGAACUUUGGUGCCAGGAAAAAUUCAUACACCUCAUUUAUGGGCGUCAAAAUCAAGCCGGACUAAGUGACCUUUUGGGUUGUCUGUUUUAUCGUUUGGUGGAUUUGGUACAACCGCAUAAAGAUAGAACACACCUUGGGCGGAUAUGUGCUCUUUAUCUUCUUUACGCAUUCCACGGAAAGCAGCCUGUGCGGAACCAGGUCCGAAUUCGCGUCUGCCCAGAAACGUGGAGUGGAAUUGUGCAAUUAGCUAACGAAGCACGCGACGAUGGUCAUUUGGAUGUGUACUACAUCUUUCGACAAUUGUGUGCAGCGAAUGCCUUUUCCUUCUGCCUGCUCCGCCAAGCCCUUUAUCCGGGUGUUCCUUUAUUUGACAGUCCACAGAUGAACGCGGAAACUUUUGAGGCAGUUUCAAAAAAGACUACAAAAAACCCUAUUUCCCCUUACCUUUCCUUGAUCGAAGCUCCAAAGACCUCACAGGUACAGCUGCACGAAGCUCUUUGUUCCUUAGAUGCUAGUAUAAAAGAAUACACUGCGGCCAAAUCCCUUCUUGAUGAGGCACAGGAGGAGUCCGCACAUGUAGAGGAUCUGCGUCCGGCAACUAGUUCAGGAGACGAAGAGGAAAUGAAUGAAGAAUUUUUACCUGGCCUGAACUUCAUUACUCACCCAAAUUCUUUACAGAAGCUCUCCGGUAUAAUACGGGAGCUAGACGAGGAGCAUGACUCCUUCGAAAAGCAAUUGGUCAUCGAAGAUACCCCGAAGAAGAACGUUUCAACCGACACAGUCGAGAAUAGCCCUCUGAGGUCGCCUCAUCAUCUGAAACAGACAUCUCCAUCGUAUGGUCAAGAAUCUGGUAGCGCUCUGAAUACACGUACUAAACGGCCACUUCCCGCUUCAACGCCCGUGGGUAAUCAUCCUGAAUCAGGGACGUCCAAUGUAGUUCCAUGUACUGAGCAUGACAGGGACAUGGACGAUAUUGGGACUCGACGACGGCUGUUGAAACAACCAAGCACCUGGAAAGGCGAGCUAAAACAACAAACGGAAUCGGUCCGUGCACAUGGGUGCCGUCGUAAUCGCGCUCGGCCGAUGGAGCCAAAGCUUCUCAGACCUCACAACUCCAACACUUAAAGAUUUUGUACAGUUUUUGCAGAGUAACUUUUGUAUAAGUUUGGAAGUAAACGAGUAUUUUAUUGUAAUUUAGUUUUUACGUACCACAUGGAUAUUGCCUUUUGCGAUACUCUGUUGCUUU